AUGAGUGAGCCAACGUCACCAGCACCGAGGGUGGAGGAGACUCCAAACAAAGAAACUCCACCCAAACAAGAGGAAAAAGAAGAAGAAAAAGAGAAAAACGAACAACCAGAACAAGUAAAGGCAGAAAAGGAAGAAGUAAAAGAAGAAGGGGAAAAGUUAGAUUCAGAAGAUAAUGCAGUAAAGGAACAGGAAGCCCCACCCUCUGCUUUAAAGGGUAGGAGUGGUAGAGAGCGCAGUACGGAUCUCAAGCCACGAUUUAACCCUGACGUUACGGUGAUGGAAACUCCCAAUUAUUUUCUCGUUAUGAAUGCUGAAGAGGGUGAUGAUGAGGCUGAAGAACUCGCUGUCUUUGACCGCCUAUAUGAAGAGGCAAAGAAACGAUCAGAGCGUAUGAAAACAUUACAAACCAGCAUGACAUCAGAUAUGGAUACAUCUGAAACAGAUAAAGAGUAUACUUUCCGUCCCACUAUAUCUGAAGCUGCUCAGAGAAUGGGUAGGUAUGCUAACUGGGAAGAGUUUCUAAAAAGUCAAGAGGAGCGUAGAAAAACCAGUCAGAUGCAUUUUCAAAAGAAAAAGGAAAGAUUAUUAAAUGAUGAAAUUGUUCCUCUUUUUGAAGAUAUACCACGAAAACAUAGUCUCCGCAUUAUUGCUUAUUUGGAGAAGGAACGAAAAUACCAGGGUCCUAUCAAGGGAUGGCGUCAACGGUUUCGUGAAUAUAUGAAAAGACUUCAAGAUAAUGAUAACCAGCAAUCGCCCAUGAAGAGAACACCGAGUGCACAUUCAGACACAUACUCUGUUCACUCUGGUGUUAUCCGCGAUGAUGCGGUGUUUGAGCGUCUUUAUGAUGAGGCACAAGUGCGAGAGGCGGCGCAGCGGGUUGUGCUCAUGACACAACUGGAGAAAGAGACCCGUGAGUUAUAUCAUCCAAUGACAAACGAGUCAGAGUAUUGGCAACACCUCAGAAAUACUUACGCUACCAAGAACACAGAUAAUAAUAAUAAUAGCAGUAACAAUAGCAGAAACAGAAGCCGAAGUAACAGCAGCAGCAACAACAAAAACAAUAACAACAAUAAAAAUAAUAAUAUUCAUCAUCAUAAUAACAAUCAGCAUCAGCACCUGAUUGACCGUGAGAGUUACACCAAUUCAUUUUUCAGCAAUCGCAGUGGUAGCAGCUGUGGUAGUAGUAGCGUUUUUGAAGCCCUUUACAAGAAAAGUGAAGAGUACCGUCAGCGCCAUAAACUUCGUGUGAUGGAGGCUAUGAACAAUCAAGAAGAAUUUCCCUUCAAACCCUCAACAAAUCCAAAAAGCAGCAAAAUCAUCAUGGAACGGGCUAUCGCUCGGGCAAAAGGUGAACUACCGGACCGAAACAGGAAACCACCCGUACAGGAGGAAGAACCUCCAGAAAAGAAAGUUCAUACACGAUUUAAUGCUGAUAUUUUCUGUUCACGUUUACAACGUAAAGAAGCCGAGCGAUUAGAACGCCUAGCAGCUCUUAAGCGAUUACUACAUUCUGAGGAAGCUUCACAGUGUACAUUUCGUCCAUCCAUAUCUCGCAAUAGUCUUUCUAUUGCAAUGCAGAAGGGAUAUGGAGAUGUUAUCAUUACUCCACCACCACCUUCACUUCCACGUGAAUCACUACAAGGAGGACAUUCUCUUGGAGUGGAGGAUAGAAGAAAACAAUACACUCCUAAUAAAACUACUAAAACGAAUACUGUUGGGUUCAAUCAUAGUAAUAAUACCUCGCAGCGACGAGUUUUCCCUGGACGAGAAGUACACGAGCAAGAACAGGGAUCAGAUGCUCGUCACUUGUUUCUCUCCCAAAGCGGCAGCACCAGGAGCAGCAGUAAUAACAACGACAGUACAGAGGUGAUGAUGAAUGUGAAGGAGAUUCUCCCGGAAACAAUAUUAAAUGAUGAUAAAUACAUCGCGGCACUCUCUUCUGAGAUUCAAGAUGUACUCUCCGGGUGGUCUGAGACGGUGGAACAGGCAAGGGCCCUCUGA
Messenger RNA from Trypanosoma theileri, 2001 nucleotides. RefSeq lists its product as uncharacterized. Bases 1 to 2001 code for a protein of 666 amino acids. NCBI's taxonomy places the organism in Eukaryota, Euglenozoa, Kinetoplastea, Trypanosomatida, Trypanosomatidae. The transcript has a single exon. The record is from RefSeq and is a predicted model, not a curated record.